Messenger RNA from Tachysurus fulvidraco (yellow catfish), 1274 nucleotides. Its product is annotated as gamma-crystallin M2-like. The record is from RefSeq and is a predicted model, not a curated record. Gene Ontology annotation, biological process: lens development in camera-type eye; visual perception. The coding region runs from base 729 to 1274 and encodes 181 amino acids. Lineage: Eukaryota; Metazoa; Chordata; Actinopteri; Siluriformes; Bagridae. Gene Ontology annotation, molecular function: structural constituent of eye lens. The transcript is spliced from 3 exons.
AUUAAUAAUUAUUCUGAACAACAUAUACAUCCUGUGCUGCAUUAAAUCUCCUAUCCUGACUGGAAAUCUCGCUUUAUGUUAUAAGGCUUUAUACCGUACCUCCUUAUAACUCCUGACUUGUCAUUAUUUACUUCUUAUGAAUGUGUUAUGAAAGCUCAAUGUAGCAAAAAAAUAUCACUGAUCUCUGACGAAACACGUGCAUGUACCGCUUAAAAUCGCUAGUAUUCUGACUUCCUAAUGUUAAUGCAGUGCUUAUGAAUAUGCUACAGUAUAAAGCCCUAAUGUAUAAGGCUAUACAGCCUUAUGAAACUCCUGACAUAAAGAUUUAGUCCAGUGCUUAUGACUGUAUUAUAAAUCUGAAUAAAAGACCAAAGACCGAAUCCGAAAGCAUUUCAGGAUACUCGCUGUAACGAAGAGCACCAAACAUGUCUGCAGUAGUGUUUAUGAAGCGCUUAUAAAGCCAGGCCUGUGAGAUGUAAAGAGAACAUUUUUUCGGAGCACACGACCGCAUUGUGUUGCUGUAAGCCUGAGGUUCGUUCUAAAGAGUUUCUAUGGUACAGAAAGCCCUACAGCUCCAUGUUGCUGACUCAGGAGUUUAAACAAAAGGAGGCGCGGGUCUUUUUAUCGACGGCGAGGUAUAAAUAGGAGAGGGUUAAACUAGGUGGAGCUGUGUGUCAGUCACCGGGAGGGUACGGAUCAGAUCAGACGGAACGGAGAAAGAAGCCAAAAUGAGCAUGGGCAAGAUCAUCUUCUACGAGGGCCGGAACUUUAUGGGUCGGUCCUGGGAGUCCAGUGGCGACUGCUCCAACAUGUCCACCUACCUGAACUGCUGUUACUCGUGCCGAGUGGAGAGUGGCUGCUGGAUGGUGUACGAUCGGCCGAACUUCAUGGGGAACCAGUAUUUCCUCAAGAAGGGAGAGUACAACGACUACAUCAACACGUGGGGAAUGAACGGCUGGAUUCGCUCCUGCCGCUGGAUCCCCAUGUACAACGGCCCCUAUAGGAUGAGGCUCUACCCCAGGGAGCACUUCAUGGGUCAGAUGAUGGAGAUGUCUGAUGACUGCGACUCCUUCAUGGAUCGUUAUAACUGGUCUCACGGCUGCAUGUCGUGUCACGUGACGGACGGACACUGGCUCAUGUACGAGUAUCCUAACUACAAAGGCAGGAUGUGGUACUUCGGGCCCGGACAGUACCGGAACUUCAGGCACAUGAUGGGAAUGAGCGGCAUGAGGUUCAUGAGCAUGAGGCGCAUCAUGGACUCGUGGUAUAAAUAA